Nomia melanderi (Alkali bee) is the source of this 3915-nucleotide messenger RNA. RefSeq names its product WD repeat-containing protein 13. Gene Ontology annotation, molecular function: promoter-specific chromatin binding; protein binding. Gene Ontology annotation, cellular component: nucleus. NCBI's taxonomy places the organism in Eukaryota, Metazoa, Arthropoda, Insecta, Hymenoptera, Halictidae. The record is from RefSeq and is a predicted model, not a curated record.
UAUACCAUCAAAAAUUGCAUAGUUCUUCCAAAAGUGAGGCGCACUGGUGCCAAAUAAACUGUACAGCGUUUGUAACGCGACAGACCGUGGAAUGAUCGUACAUAUUUGUCAAGACGAAGAAGACAUGCAGACUUUAUGUGGUAUGUUGAAACAUUAUAAGGGGAAAAAACAAGAUUUGUGAGUAGCAUAAUUCUCGUGUGAAAUACUGGAAAGAUGAUCUAGAAGAGUAAUUGACUGUUAAAUCUACUCCCGAUCUCCUAUCUGUAUACUACUGUGCAAUUGCGAAUAUACUGCAUCGACUGCAAAGGGUGAUAGUUUUUUUGUAUAAUGUAGGCAUCUCGGCUCACUAACAUCUAAAGUGCUUCUUUACAUGAAAACAAAGCACCCCGUUCGUGAUGAAACGUAAAACUAUACUAUUGUAAAUUACGAUAAUUGUAUGUAUUUAACCAUGGAACUUCAGGUAUAUAAAGUUAUAAUCAUCAUAAUGUUGUCACUUUUGGUAUUUAAAAAAAAAACGAGUGUAUAAUUGCACUAGUUUCGCAUUCUUGCGCGCACCCAUAUUAUAAAUGUAUUGUUUGGUCGCUUUUAUACAUUUUCUUUUUUUUUCUUUUGUUAGUUACCAGAAUUUAUCGACGUUAUAUUUUAUUAACGAAAAGAAUAGCUAUUAAACCAAAAAGAGAAGAUACCGUCAUAUCAUGUUUUCAAAGAGUUGAAUUCGAAAAACGAGAACGGUACUUAUUUAAUUGUAUUUUAUGUUUAUGAAAGGCGACGUUGCAGGUUAAACAGUGCCACAAUUAUUAAUGAUACGAGCAGAUUUCAAUAAUUUUCUUGUGGUGCCUUGAAUAAAAUUCAAAUAAUAGAAUUCAAACAUCUGCUUUUUGUAGAAUUUCUCGUAUAACUUUUUACAAUCCUUUCAUACUGUAAGUUACAUUAUCGGAAAACGUACAUUUACCUUAUCCCUUAUUCAUACUUUAACUCUUACUUAUUGCUCUAUAUCAUCGACAUAAUUUAUCACUUAGAAGUAAUAGUUGUCACUUUAGUUUAUUAAUGACGUUAACAGUUUUCUUUCGUUUGCAACGAAACGACUACUUCUUUGAAAUUUAUUGUCCCAAACGAGAUUCAAAUGAUUUCUUAUCACCGAUAAACGAUGUACGGUUGAGUACGGUACGUUUGGAUAUGGAUAAACGAUGCUUUUUAUUAACAGAUAAUUUGUAAUUAUUAUGGAGUAGUUAUUACAGCUUUAAUAGUAACUUUUUGAAGUUUACUAUGUAAGGAAGUUCUACGGAUAUGGAGGAGAAUUAAGACACGUACUAUGACAUUCUAUUCGAUGUUUACAUGAUGUAUAGUCCAAAUAAUAAUCUUAUAUGUCUACGCCAUAAGUUCUACGAUUUCUUCUUUUUUUUACUUUUUGCUUUUAAUUCGUACUCAUUUCUAGGAUUUGCUUAAAAAACAUGAAACUGUAAUAUUUGUUAAUACGUAAAUAAAAAUGAGUUUUAGUUGAUCAAAAUAUGAGUAUUGAGUGAGAUUAAUCAUUUCAAGUGUAUAGUUUCGCGAGCAAACAUGGACGGAAGGUUUCAGUUGCAAAAUAGAUGUCGAGUACCAGACCACAACCAACAUUUACAUUCUUUUUUUUUAUGUAUUUAAUGGUAAAGUGACUUCAAACGUAACGUCGAUGUUAGUGUACUAUUAACGAGCAUUCGCAUUAACUUUUCAAUUACAUUGUAACAAGCAAAAAGAAUGCAAUUGUCGAUUCCGUCUGGUGAAACAGUAAUUCAUACUGUGGUAUUAUUUACGUUGAUUAUAAAAUGUACAGUUAUAACUUUAUAAAGUUAAUACGAAGAAUAACAUACACAUACCCGCGCGCACGCGCGCGCGCGACAUGCGCGCGCAAACACGCACGUGUUUCAUAGCAUGAGUCAUUUUUAAAUGUAUACUUUACAUUUUUGCAUUGUGAAUAGAGAUAAUCGUUUCAAAUGAUUUCUCCUCGAAGAAACAUAGGAACAAAAAGCGUGACCAACAAUGCGUUCCCAUGAGGCGCUUUCAAAUCCUUACAACUUGGUGUAUGUGCCAUACAUGGGGAAUAAAUUGUUUUAUCGUAAAUCGUUAAAACUACAUCGAGAACUGCUGAUAUGUGGAAGAAGUAAAUAACUUACAAAAUGGUUACUACAUGGCAUCAGCAAGUGUUUGCUCUUGAUGCAAAAUAUAAUGCUCAACGUGUAAACAAGUUACCUUCUUUAGGUAUGCUUUAUAUUCGUCGUAGAAAUCAGUUAUUAAAGGAAAAGUUUUGUAAAGAUCCAAAAAUCUGUGAAAAGUAUUUGAAAUUGAGAUCAAAAUUAUUAUUUUUACGAUAUGGUGAGAGCUUAGAACAAAAUAGUCUUGGAAGUCAUACAACGGAAGAAGAAAAAUCAGAGAUCAAAACAAAAUUAUGUAGUAAACAACGAAAAUCAAUAGCUGAAAAUUUUGCAUUUGAUGGAGUGCAUCAUGUUUUUGAUCAACACAAUGCUCCUGUAACAAUGUUGAAAUUUGCUAAUAAUGAUAAAUCAAAAUUAUGCUGCGCAUCAUUGGAUGGGUUAUUAUCAAUAUGCGAGACUAUUAGUGUCCCUCCAAAAGUAACAGCAUUGUUGAAAGGUCAUAAAAAGGGUGUUACUGCAUUAGAUUGGAGUAUAAGUAAUGAUCUCAUAGUUUCAUCUUCUUUGGAUGGUACUAUAAGACUUUGGAAUGUUGCUGCAGAAAUUAGUCCAGCUUUUUUACGAGAAGUUAAGGAUCAACAGAGAGCAGAAGUGUUAUGUUGUGGAUUUAUACCUAUAAAUAAUAAUUUAGUUAUAGCUGGCAAUUCACAGGGACUUGUACAAAUUUUAAAUAUAUCUACUGGUAUAUACACACGUGGUGGAUCUUGUAAAAUUGGAGGAAAAGUUUUAUCAUUGACUUGCGAAGGCAGUGGUGGUUUGGUGAUAUGGGCUGGAAAUGAUAGAGGAAUUAUUAUGUCGUUUCAAUUAGAACCAGGAACUGGACGAUUAACAAAAUUACGUAGAGUACAAAAAAUUGGUGGAAUGAUAACGAGCCUCUCUUGGCGUUCAUGGUUUUCAAGAAAUGCACCAUGGCCAGCACUUUUAGUGAGCAGUGCUUGCAAUGCAAUAUUAUUAUAUCACAUUAUUGAUAAUCAAGGAUCUUUAACACUUUGGACUAAAUAUCCAAUAAAACAUAAGCAACAUUUUGUCAGAUCUACUUUUGGUCCUCAAAUGGAAUCAUGCCUAAUAGCGACUGGUUCUGAAGAUGGCACAAUUCACUUAUUAGAUUCAGCUAGACAGGGAAAGGCAGUAAAAAUUAAUCGACUCGAGGGCCAUGCAACACCAACACUUGCAUUAUGCUUUAAUUACGAUGAAUCUCUUUUUGCAUCUGCAGAUCAUCAAGGGCUUAUUAUUGUAUGGCGCAAUCGACAACGUCAUAUAUAAAUAAUAACGUGUAAUAAUAUUAUGUAAAUAAAUAUAUUAAGAAAACAAUUUUUUUGCGUAAACUAGGAAAAAAGUGUUUCUUCCUUGAUUAUGUAAAAAUUGUUUCCCUCUAUUUAAUAAUAAACAACAUUUAAUUGGGCUUUUACUGCAAUAAGGUAACAUUAAUUGAGAAAAAUUAAAUGCAGUCAACGCAAACUCACAUAAUUGAUUAUGGUGUGGGAAGUAAUAAUAAUGAAACACAUAUUCUGAGCAACUAAAUUUCUGUUCUGUAUAACAAUAUAUUAAUUGUUCUCUAUUAAUACUCUAUAUGUUAUAAUGAGCAUAGAGUUAGCAGUAUCAUUAAUAAUAAUUUUAAAAUUAGAAAUUGUGUAAUGAUCGCUGUGCUAUUAACAAUAAUUGUAAGAUGUAUUCUUAAUUUUACAUAACUGAAAUUAUGUGACGGCAUGAGUACCAAAUAUAUCAA